Messenger RNA from Pollicipes pollicipes, 339 nucleotides. RefSeq names its product zinc finger CCHC domain-containing protein 10-like. NCBI's taxonomy places the organism in Eukaryota, Metazoa, Arthropoda, Thecostraca, Pollicipedomorpha, Pollicipedidae. The transcript has 2 exons. The record is from RefSeq and is a predicted model, not a curated record. The coding region runs from base 1 to 339 and encodes 112 amino acids.
AUGUGGGGUCACUGGACGUACGAGUGCACAGGCAAACGCAAGUACGUGCACCGAAGCUCCAGAACGCAGCAGCUCAAGAAGAAGCUCAAAGAGAAUGAAGGAAAAGACCAAGUCCGAGAAGAUGUAAGCAGGCACUGGUGGCGGGCCAAGAAGGCCGGCCACUCCGACACAGACAGCUCCGACUCGUCCGACGACUCUGACUCGGACAGCUCCAGCUCCAGCGGAGACUCCAGCUCAUCAGACGACUCGGACAGCUCCAGCUCCAGCUCUAGCUCAAGCAGUUCGAGUGAUUCAUCCAGCAAGCCGCCGGAGAAGAAGAGGAAAACGAAGAAGAAAUGA